AAGAUCUCAUACAUCCACUCACUCAGCCCAAGACACCAUGGACGCUGCACCCAGGAAAGGCUUCUACCACCAGGAGAUUAAUAAGACCAAAUGGGAGGUUCCUGAGCGAUACAAGGAGCUGCGGGCGGUUGGCGCUGGGGCGUAUGGAACCGUCUGCUCGGCCAAGGAUACAGUGACCGGAGAACGUGUAGCCAUAAAAAAAUUACUCCGUCCGUUCCAGUCCCUGAUACAUGCCAAAAGAGCCUACCGGGAGCUGCGCCUGCUGAAGCACAUGAACCAUGAGAAUGUGAUAUCCCUCCUCAAUGUCUUCAGUCCUGACGAGUCGAUGCAUUCGUUUCAGACUUUUUACCUAGUUAUGCCAUUCAUUCCUCUGGACUUGGCACGGGUCAUGAAGAUGCAGAAACUAAACCACAGCAUGAUUGUCUACAUUCUCUAUCAGAUCCUUCAAGGCCUCCAGUACAUUCAUUCUGCUGGCAUCGUUCACAGGGAUCUGAAGCCAAGCAAUCUCGGAGUGAGCGAAAAUUACGAGGUCAAGAUUUUAGAUUUCGGACUGGCCCGGCAGGUAGAACCUGAGAUGACCGGAUACGUGGUCACUCGCUGGUACAGGGCACCAGAAAUUAUCCUCAACUGGAUGCAUUACAACCAAACAGUGGAUAUUUGGUCUAUUGGAUGCAUCUUGGCGGAAAUGAUCACUGGACGUGUCCUGUUCCCUGGAGGAGAUUAUUUUGACGAGCUGAACAAAAUCAUCGAAGUAAUAGGAAGUCCCAAACUUUCUCUGAUCAACAAGAUGGAAAGUAAACACGCUCAAGACUACCUAAAAAUGCUCCCAGAGAAACAGAAAAAGAAUUUUAAAGAGCUCUUCCCAACAAUGAGCGCGUUAGAGAUUGAUCUUCUGGACAAGAUGUUGGACUUGGACCCGGAGAGGAGAUUAUCUGCAGCAGAAUGCCUGGCACAUCCUUACCUAGAGGAAUACAAGGACUCCGAUCCCGACCCGCCCGCCGAAAAAUAUGAUGACUCUUUUGAAAGUCUGGACCUUGCCAUUCCUGAAUGGAAAAGUUUAAGUCACAUGGAAAUCAUGACAUUUGAGCCCAAAAAACCAAGCGAGCAGGCGACAUGACCCUGCUCCUCCACCUCCUGGGGCCUUAAGGAGAUUCCCGAGCUCCGGGGUAUAAAAGGAAGGAGCGCUCCAUUCAUCAGCCAAAGAAGCGACUGAGGCCCAGUUCCCGUCAUUCCCAGGGCCGGUUAUAGAAAGACUUGUUCUAGAGACGUCUCUGUGGAUAGUGUGGAUCCCAUUUAACCUUAGAAAUGUGUAUAAAUGUUCAGUGACUAAUAGGAUUCUGGAUGCAGCGCCCCCACAGGCUGCGCCAGCGAUUGCAGCUCAAACCCUUUUAAUGUAUUUUUAUACUAAUA
This is a messenger RNA of Bufo bufo (common toad), 1410 nucleotides long. Its product is annotated as mitogen-activated protein kinase 12-like. Lineage: Eukaryota; Metazoa; Chordata; Amphibia; Anura; Bufonidae. Gene Ontology annotation, molecular function: ATP binding; MAP kinase activity. The coding region runs from base 38 to 1117 and encodes 359 amino acids. The record is from RefSeq and is a predicted model, not a curated record. Gene Ontology annotation, cellular component: nucleus; cytoplasm. Gene Ontology annotation, biological process: protein phosphorylation; intracellular signal transduction. The transcript has 12 exons.